AUGGCGGCUCUGAUUGAUGAGCUGAGAAGGGAGGGCUCUGUGCUGUUCUACCAGCCCUACAAACAGGCUGGCAGGCGCAGCGGGGAGCAGCCGCUGGUGAUUGUGAUGCAAGUGUCCUUCCAGGCGCGCAUGCUGGACCAGUUUGGGCGGCGGCUGGUGUUCAUGGACGCCACGUUUGGCGUCAACAAAUACGGCUACCCACUCUACGCGUUGGUGGUGCAAGAUGAGAGCGGGCGCGGGGUGCCGGUCAGCUUCAUGGUGUGCAGCUCGGAUACGGCGGAGGUGGUGGAGCACUUCCUGCGCACAUCGAUGGAAGGGAAGAAGCGCCGCACAGAGGCGGCAGUGGGGGCGGCGGUGUAG
Chlorella variabilis is the source of this 360-nucleotide messenger RNA. RefSeq lists its product as hypothetical. The coding region runs from base 1 to 360 and encodes 119 amino acids. The record is from RefSeq and is a predicted model, not a curated record. The transcript has 3 exons. Lineage: Eukaryota; Viridiplantae; Chlorophyta; Trebouxiophyceae; Chlorellales; Chlorellaceae.